AAGUCUCCUCUAUUCUUGGAACUCACGAGUCCCUUCCUCUCUCUCCCCUCUCACAAUCUCUCCCUUUCUCCCUCUCUCUCAACCAGAGGGCUGGAAAAAGAGAAACCAAUCAAUGGGGAGCUACAGGAAAGAAAAGAAGCAAAAGAAAUUGCCAGACACCACAAAAGAUGAACUGGGUAGCUAUAACUACAGGAUGUUCAAUCUUUUUAACCGGAAAUUCAAGAUCACGGAGGCGGAGCCACCAAAUGAUGUUAAAGAAGCUUUUGCCAAGUUUUCAGGUGGUCAACGCUACAUUGGCGUCGACCAGUUUCGCAAGUUCCUUGUGCUCCACCAGGACAUGGUGGAUUGCACCUUGGCAGAUGCUCAGAGAAUGGUGGAGGAUUUCAUUAAUAAGAGACACCAUGCAUCCAAGUGUACCAGUCUUGGGCUUAAUCUUGAAGAUUUUUUCCAUUUUUUGCUUUUUGAUGACCUCAAUGGACCUAUAAUUCCUCAGGUACACCAUGAUAUGACUGCACCAUUGUCACAUUAUUUCAUAUAUACAGGACAUAACUCCUACCUGACUGGUAAUCAAUUGAGCAGUGAUUGUAGCGAGGUCCCAAUCAUAAAGGCUUUGCAAAGAGGUGUGAGGGUAAUUGAACUAGAUUUAUGGCCAGGUUCUGCAAAAGAUGAGAUUCUUGUUCUGCAUGGAAGGACCUUGACCACUCCAGUGCCAUUUAUCAAAUGCCUGAAGUCCAUAAGAGACUAUGCUUUUGUUAGUUCUCCAUACCCAGUCAUUAUAACUUUGGAAGACCACCUUACGCCAGAUCACCAGGCAAAAGUUGCAGAGUUGGUUACUCAAACAUUUGGGGGAAUGCUGUAUUAUCCUGAGUCAGAUUUUCUAGUUGAAUUCCCUUCUCCAGAAUCAUUAAAACAUCGAAUAAUUAUAUCAACCAAACCACCAAAGGAGUACCUUGAAUCUAGUGGUAUCAAGAUGAAAGGUUGCUCACCAGUUGGAAAGAAUUCAUCUGAAGAAGAUGAAGAAGAAGAAGAAGAAGCUGGGCUUGAAGCUGAUGAUAGGCAGAGCGAUAGUGACCAAGAUGAUGAAGAAUUUGACAAUAAAUCAGGAGAAUCAGCACCUGAAUACAGACGUCUAAUCACAAUCCAUGCUGGGAAACCAAAGGGUGCCUUGACGGACGCAUUAAAAGUUGCAGUUAAUAAAGUUAGACGCCUCAGUAUGAGUGAACAGGAACUUGAAAGGGCUGCCACAAAUCAUGGAAUGGAUUUAGUGAGGUUUACACAGGAUAAUAUUCUGAGAGUGUAUCCUAAGGGAACACGAAUCACCUCAUCUAAUUACAAGCCUAUCAUUGGGUGGAUGCAUGGAGCUCAAAUGAUUGCAUUUAAUAUGCAGGGAUAUGGCAAAUCACUUUGGUUAAUGCAUGGGAUGUUCAGGGCCAAUGGAGGGUGUGGUUAUGUUCAAAAGCCUGAUUUUUUAAUGCAGAACGACGAUGAGGUUUUUGACCCUAAAAGAAAACUAUCAGUGAUUAAGACGUUAAAGGUGAAAGUAUAUUUGGGUGAUGGAUGGCGGUUGGAUUUUAGCCACACGUACUUUGAUGCGUACUCCCCACCUGACUUCUAUACGAAGCUUUACAUUGUUGGGGUACCCGCUGAUGCUGCCCGCAAAAAAACGAAGAUAAUCGAGGACAACUGGGCUCCAGUUUGGAACCAGGAAUUUACCUUCCCAUUGACUGUUCCUGAACUAGCUUUGCUUCGGGUUGAAGUAAGAGAAUAUGACAUGUCUGAAAAGGAUGACUUCGGUGGACAAACAUGCUUACCUGUCUCAGAGCUAAGACCAGGGAUCCGAUCAGUCCCUCUUCAUGAUAAGAAAGGAGAGAAGCUUAAUAAUACAAGACUUCUAAUGAAGUUCGAGUUUUUGUAAAUUUACAUGCAACUACUGCUCAUACAAGGUAUAUGCUUUUGGAUUUUUCUUGCCUACAAUUAUCCACCGUCGAUUAAGAUACAAGAUAUAUUGUGAGACUUAUCUAUUAAAUACAUGUAUCUCAUAUGUUUGUCUAAGUUAUAUGAUAAACCAAGUUUAGGCAAGAAUUUCCUCAUACUUCUAUCUUAUAGCUGCCUUGCAACAUCUACGCAUUUUCCCUCAUAAUGGAUGUGUACAGAGAGGUAUUGUAAUUAGUUGAA
Molecule: messenger RNA, 2175 nt
Organism: Hevea brasiliensis (rubber tree)
Lineage: Eukaryota; Viridiplantae; Streptophyta; Magnoliopsida; Malpighiales; Euphorbiaceae
Product: phosphoinositide phospholipase C 6
Exons: 9
Coding region: 113-1915 (600 amino acids)
Biological process (GO): phosphatidylinositol-mediated signaling; lipid metabolic process
Molecular function (GO): phosphatidylinositol-4,5-bisphosphate phospholipase C activity
Source: RefSeq, a predicted model, not a curated record